Molecule: messenger RNA, 869 nt
Organism: Microdochium trichocladiopsis
Lineage: Eukaryota; Fungi; Ascomycota; Sordariomycetes; Xylariales; Microdochiaceae
Exons: 1
Coding region: 105-389 (94 amino acids)
Source: RefSeq, a predicted model, not a curated record
GGUGAGCAAAGUCCCUCCCUGUUAAUUACUGACAAUGGCUCCUGGCACGGGGCGCCGCCACGGCCGAACCUGGAAACACCCGUGUCUCGUCUCAUCUCGCCGGUAUGUCUGUCUGUCUGUCUGUCUGUCCUGUGCCGUCUUGUGAUGCUCUGGUUCCUGCCUCUUGCCGUGGGAGCAGAGACCCCAGUCCUCCAUCCAUCGUUGGGUUGGCCGCCGUGCCUGCCCCCGUCCUGCAGGCAUCAUCCUUGCAUCCGCCUUCGUCACGCUGUGCUUGCCCAAUCCUGCUAAUAAUCCCAUGCGACACCCAGCCAAGUCGGCUGGUGACAAGUCGGCCUGCGAGAACCAACGAGAGAGCAGUCCCCGUGCCCAGCAUGUUUGCUCUGUCCUAAUAGCACACAACCGUGACUCGUUUUUGUAAUAUCAAGUCAGACUCAUCCCCCCCAGCUCGAGACCAACCAGUCUCACGUGCCAUUCAACAAUCACUCUUGCCGCCCCGCCGCUUGGCUUGUGUCCGCGUCUGGCUGCCGCUCGUCUCUCUCGCUGCUUCUCUGUGCCGUCCCGCCGUGUCUGAGGCACGCAGCAGCCCAAGCAAGCAAGCAAGCCACCGGAUAGAUAUCUCAUCAUCAUCACCACCAUCAGUCAUCAGGCUGCCGCGCGAGUCCGGCUCUCCUGACCCCUAGCGGGCAGAAACUGGGGUUUUGUUUCCGGCUCCCACCCUGUCGGGCGUGUCUGUGUCUGCCCAUGCCACUGCACAUGCCAGGCCGUCGCCAGUCGCAAGAUCAGCAAAGGGGAGUAAGUGCGUUAUCGUACGUAUUUUAAGUAGCCACAGCUUGGAAGCUGCGUCGCCGUGAGGCAUCAUCAUCAUUGAC